Porites lobata is the source of this 14714-nucleotide messenger RNA. The record is from the annotation of a GenBank genome assembly. NCBI's taxonomy places the organism in Eukaryota, Metazoa, Cnidaria, Anthozoa, Scleractinia, Poritidae.
AUGAGCGCAAAUGAAAAGAAUCAGAUGCAAGAACAGGUUUCAAGUGUAAUUAACAGCUUUUUGAAAAAGAGAAAGUACACAGAGGGUGUAAGUUCAGUGAAGGAUUUCACAGCAGAACAGAAGGUGGAAGACAUGGCAUUCAAGACGACAGUUUCUAACGAAACUGGAAUCACCGAUGUCUUUUCUUUUGCCAUUAACAGCUGCGAACCAGCCAUCCUAGACGAGCAGUAUUCCAGCUUAAAGUCAUUUAUUAUAGGAACAAACCAGGCCUAUAGACAAGAGCUCUCUAAGUUUUUAUUUCCAAUGUUUGCAAACAUUUAUCUGGAUAUAGUUGCAAAAGGUCAAGCAAUCCCCGCUCAAACAUUUUUUUCAAAGCACAGUGGUGAAUUUUCGAUCGAGCACAAAGAGGAAAUACAGCAUUUGCAAGUAAUCACUGAUUUGGAACGUGUGAAAUCCAGUGAUGUUGCUAGCAAUUUUAGACGCAGUAAAUUUGUUGUUAAACUGAGCAAUAAGGUCUUCACCUACUUUCUCCAGUAUCUCAGGAGUGGAGAUCACGUGCUGCUGCUUCAUUUACUGAAUAAACAUUUUAGCCUAGAAAUCACUCAUAGCAAACCAGGACAAAAGCAAAAUGGUGAUGAAAUAGAAAAUGACGCCGGCGAGAACGCUGUAUCAAGUCACCGUGCUACAAGAGCAGUAAAGCAAACAAAAUCCAUGACAGAUAAAGAGAAUGAAAACUUGGUGACUUUGAGAGAAAGCAUUGGACGUAUUAGGAGUGGACCUGCAUGUUUACCGUCAAUUUGUUUUUACACAUUUGUAAAUGCAUCUCAAGGGUAGGGAGAUAACAUGCUUUGAGUUCUGGUAUUAAUUUGUAUUGUUUACAGCAAAGUUUUAGUUUUGUUACUUUAAUUAAGCACUGUGAAUUAUGCAUUUUCUCUUUCACACAGACACAUUUUGACUCAGAAAUUUCUUACCAUUAAUCUGCCUAAGCCAAGUCCUAUAGCCUGUGUGAUGUUUGAGAUAUGCAGUGGUGGAUCGAGGGGGAGGGUUCAGGGGGUCUGGACCCCCCUCCCUGAUCAGACCUGACGCUUGUUUGAGACUGAAAUUCUUACAUUGAAAAGAUCAUAUAUCACUUUUUAACUGGCUGAUUUUUUUACUGAAAUGCACAAUGCAUUUUGCCACUAUACUUAGUUCAAGGGAUAUAAAAAAUGUAAUUGUUUUUGGGUACCCCCCUAUGAUCUGUUCGCCUCUGAUCACAAAGCAGUAUUUCCCGUGCCACAGAUUGAGAAACAAGUUGUCAUCUCUGAGAAGUAAUUUGCCACAAGAAAGUUCAACAGUCCCUUCUGCACCAAAGUUUGGACCCCCUCAAUCAAAAAUUCCCUGAUCUGCCCCUGAUAUGCCCUUCCAUACCUUUCAUUUUCAAGUUUUGAUGCAUCAACGCUGCUGAAAGGAAUACCUAAACAUGAGUAGGAAGCAAGUUGGUGCCCCCCACCAGACAAUCAUCUCAAGAAUGUCUUCGUUCUCUUUAAACAAAUCACUCUCAAACUUGCCAAUUUAGUAUUUUUAGGCUCUAUCUUAGCAGUUCCAAUGGAUUUUCACUAACUGACCCAAGUCAAGAGUUGAAGAAAAUUGGAAGGGUGUUUUUGAAGUCUAGUUGCAUCACUUGAGAAGGAGCCCAGAGCAGAUUUUUUUUUGUUUCUGAUAUAGAGGAGUCUAAUGCAUUGACAGUCAAACAGAUAUGAGCAAAGGCCAACUCUGGGUGUCCAGUGUUUGGGGUGGUGUCCAUCUUACUGACAGUGUGCUUUUGUUUUCUUAUUCUUAAGACUGAGUUCUGCUGCGGUAUCUAAGGAUGCUGGACUCAUUUGCGGUGGUUUUGAAGAUUCCUCUAUCAUGCUCUGGAGCCUUACUCCUAAGAAGCUUGUCCAUCCCAAGAGAAAACCUGACAUCUCUAAAAUACAUCUAUCCUCAGGUAUCUAAUGAAUGGAUUGAAGAAGCAAUGACUGGCUAGGAUUAUCAAUAGCUUGCGGAUAGCUUACAAUUAAUAUUUUUAUUUUUCCAGAUGACUGAUAAUCCAUUCAUGUACAGUUUUUUAAAGCUCAUCUAGUAAAUUUCCUAUUAUUUUCUGAAGUUUAAUUUUUCACAUUUUCCUUCUCAGGUUAAGCAAUAUUUUGUAGAAAAAGGAAAUCUGAAACUUUCAGACUGGAAAAUGUGAGGGAGAGAUGAGUGAAAAAACAAAUGUAUUCUCACCUUCAUAGAGCCUUAAAUUACAUGUGAAAUUAUUUUUCAGGAAAAUUAAACUGAAACCCUUGUUAUUUUGAAAAGACUCAAGUUGCCCUAGAAUGACCGAACAGCUACAAAUUUUAUAGAGCUGCAGUCCCAGGGGGGUACGUCCUGGUAAUAGGCUAAUGGGGAUGUGCCGCUGGAUGGGAUUGCAUUUUCACAGCUAGAUUUACUAUAAUGGGUUUGCAUUUUCAUUAGAAGUACUAGAAUGGGAUCGCACAUUUUCGGGAUUUGGGAGAUGAGAAAAUUCAGGUAGGUAAGAAUUUAAAAAUGGAAAGAUUUUUACUUGUUUAACCAAUGUGUCCAGUCAUCUCAGGGUGACCUAGUUAAAAGGCUUUAAAAAGUAGAUGCAUAAACAGAAAGUUACUAAGUUGGGAUCGUGAAGAUUACAUUUUCCCGAAAGUGACUGAGAUGGGGUCUAUAUUUGGCCACAGAAUAGACUAUAAUGGGGUUGGGGUUCUGAGGGGCCAGUGGCACAUACCCAGCAAAAAUUAACCCAACUAACCUCCGGGGCUGCAGUACAAUGUAAAGGCUUUAGGGAUCGUUUGGAAGGGCAGCACAAACAUGGUAGACAGCAGUAAGCCACCUGAUUUAGAUUUACUUAGGGUUUUUCUUUUGCAAGACAUACCUUGUGUAACAGGGUCUUUAGGAAUUCUGUAAGUGAAAAUUAGUUGCAUUUGUGAAACUAUUAAUGGCUUUUUGAACACAGCAGUUGUUUGUUGACCUUCAUGUUGUCCCUCCAUAUGAUCCAAGAAGCUUUUCACUCAUUUGGAAUAUGGCCAAUUGAUUCCAGCAUCUCUCAUUGAGUCUGGGUUGCCUUUGAUUACACUGAUGUGUUAAAACACAGGGGCACCCAACGACAAUUUUCCGAAAAAUAUCUGUUCGGAAGACGAUUUGAGAUCUAGAAUUUUCGGAACAUUUGUUGUAAAAUUUCUUGCUUGCCUGCCUCUCCUAGGAUUUUCGAACAUCUAAAAAAUGGUAUAAUUGCCUAUUUUUAAAGGAUUUUUACCCUAAAAAGGUCACCUAGAAUUUUCGGGAGCCUUUUUUCUGGCUGAAAUUUUUGAAAAGUUAAGUUUUGAUCCCUAUAAUUUUCAGAUCACUAGACUUUCAGCUAAGAAAUCCGAACAGAUGAAAAAUUUUUAGGGGAUUAAAAUAUGCCUAUAUCUACCAUUUAAAUACUAAAAUACGUUUAACAAUUCUAUGUUUAAGUGGUUUUGAACUAUAUUCUCGCUGGGUGCCCCUGAAAAUAGGACUCCAAUGCAUGUGAUUAAGCGAAAAACUACUUAACAGAAACAACCUUUAACAAAACUGCAACCAUAGUCACAGAUGUUUUGCGUCUGGUACUCUGAAGAAACUUUAAGACCAAGUAAUUUUCAUGAUAGCCAGUGAUGUAAUUAUGUGCUUUUUUUUUUUUUCUUUUAGACCUGGUUUCAGUAUCAUCUAAACUGGAAACAGUCUCUAGUGAGUGUGUUUCUCUUCAAGGUCACUGUGGCUCGGUUUACAGCACACAAUUUUCACCAGACAGCUCAAUUUUACUCUCAGCAUCAGAGGAUACUUCAGGUACUAAGAUUAUGGACUUUUUCUUACAGCACAGCCUUGGUUGUUAUCGCCUCACACAUCUCACAUAAGAUUGCUUGAGUUGGUUAUGGUAAGCUCAUAAAUGGACCAAUAUGGUUGCAGCAGGGUUGGCCUUGUAUGCUGACAUCUUAGCUUACUGUUAAUAUUUAAAGGGGGUGUGUCACGCUAUCUUUUAUCUUUUUCAAAACCUAAAACAUCUCUUUGCAUCAAUUCAGUUCCAAAAAUUAUGCGUAAGGUUUGUUAUUUAAGGCUCUACUUAGGCAAUGAAAGUGAUCCUGUCUUCUGUUGCUAUGGAUGCCAAGGAUGGACAUGGAUUGAAACUUUUUAAGCUUUAAUGUCUGUGUCUGUAAAAAUUACCAAAACAAUAUUAUUAUGUUUGAUAUCUUCCUGUACAGGAGCAUUUUGUGUAUGGGUUAAAGGCAUCAAGUAGUGACUUCAGCACAGAAUUGACCCAAAACUGCAAUAUCUUUGUACCAUAUAUGGCCCCUUUAUUAUAUCAGGGACAUGUAUUGUUGUUUUUUUCAUCUACGACACAGCUUUCGGCGGUGAAAAAAGGUCUUUUUAACUCAAAUCAGCAUCUACUUUUAAGUUUUAAUUUAUCAAAAUUCAGGUUAUUUGAAACCGCCGAGUUUCAUCAAGUUGCCAGAAAAAAAAAAGUUACUGCCAAGUAUUACUAGACCAUGAAAAAACUGCAAAGUGCGCGCGUACUUAAAACGAACAUUUACCUUACAAGUUUUAAAAGUGACACGAUCUCGUGCGUCUUCCGGUGCGAAGGAUGAUGAUCAAGACGGGGUGCCAGAUUCACCCUGAUUUCAUUAUUUUGUAACUACUUUUAUAACGUUGUAAAAUUCAAAUCCCGAAGUCUAACUGUUGAUCAUUUGUGGAUCUAAGUAUAAUACUUCAGUUCAAAACGAUUUUCGUCAAACACGUUUGAGUCCCCACUGUUGUUAAAGCCUGUUCCAUCUGCUCGUUUUGGGGCAUUUCUGGGGGCGUUUCCUGUGUAUACAUGAUAGAGUGGUGCAGAAAUUUAAAAUUAUGGUACAGCAUUUUUCAAAGACGUGUUUCGGCGGGGCUCUUGCUAUUUUUAUUUUGAAGAUAAUGCUUUUUUGAAUUUUAAUUUGGCAAAAAUUUCGGAACAAAAACUUGGUGGUAAGACCCCGGGAAAGACCAAGAUAAGUCUUGCACGCGACUGCUCACUUGUCAAAACAUAUGUUAUCAUGCAGUGCUCACAUAAUCACACGACACGUUUUACAUGCACGUGACCCUAUGGCCGAUCGCCAGGCUGGGAGUUCCUCACUCAUUUUCACAGGCGGCACUGUCGAGGUUUCAAUGAAAUGUGAUUUGACAAAAAAGAGGUUUUGCGAGCGUCUUUGCGUAACUCCAGGAGCAGGCUAUUUGCACAAAAUUAAAACCUUGCCUUGUUCAGCAUCAAAUAAUCACUGACUUCUCUUUUGUCCAUGACGGAGGAUCGGGUUUUAUCUUUGCCUUAUUUUUGCAUGUUUUCGUCCCAGUGACAUAGAACAGUCAGAUGUCUGAGAACUUCGAAUUCAUCCGAAUGAGACUUCCUGAUUAAUAUGAAUGCAUUGAAUGCAGCGCAUACACUCUUUUUAUUAUUUAUAUAAGAAUAUAUUUUAUAAAAAAUCGAGGCGAAAUUUUAAGAAUAUUUGAAGAAAAAAAGCCGAGCCUGAGAUUUUGAAAAGGAUUUAAUUUUGUGUGUUGAAAAUUUGCAAAUACGUACAAUUAUAUGCUUAUGACUUAACCGUAUAAAAUUAUUCCUUUCUCUAAACGAGCCAACAAAACGAAAAUACCUGCACUAACUGUAAUUGAUACCCAAUAAAAAGUAAAUGUCAUACGCUAUAAUUUUUAACCGAUUCAAGAAUAUUUUCAACCGCUAAAAUCGGCAAAGAAUAAGAAUAUUUAGCUUGGGCCGGAAAAACAACAUUUUAAUUAAAAAGACUUGUAUCGGUGGACAAACAUUGCCCAGGAUGGAGAACAGGGGCUCAAAUUGGAGAUCUUGAAAAUGAUAAAAAUUGUAGGCAGUGAAAGCUGUGAAUAUGAUUGCUCCUCUAGACUUAACGUACCGGGUACGAUAUAGAAAGAAAUCUCAUUGUUAAAAAGUUUAUUUUUCAUGUGCUUGGAUACUGCUAAUACUGCAAAAUCAGGCUGAAAAAGUGAUCAACAACGUUCCUAAAUAAUUGUCAUUCACAAUACUUAACUUUGGUCAAACUGGCCUCAAAUAAAAUGGUAAUAUUUUUUCACAGUGAUUCGUGUAUAAUACUGGUAACUGAGUACAUUUCAUAGCCUUCGUUCCAGCUACAACAAGGUUCCAGUGUAUUGAGUCACUUGAAGGGCUAAUUGUCUCAAGUGGAAAUCCUAGAAUUGCUAAGUGAAGAUUGUGUAACAUAACACAGGAAACGUGCAGGGUAGUGUGCAUGUGCGAGGGCUUGUGCUGCUUGCAUAACUAAUUCGCGCAGAGUACUUCAAGUGAUUUCACUGCAACAGUUAACCCUUUAAGCCCUCAAAGUGAUCAGCAUCAAAUUUCUCCUUGUAAUAUCAAUGCUCUGUAAAAGAGAGUGGUCAUGAGAAUUACGGACAUGAUCACGCAAAAUUUGCUUGAUAUUUUAUCAACUUCUCCCCACUACUUCUGUGGGAAAUGAAUAGUGACAAUAAAUGAGAAUUCAAAUUUUGAUCUUAGGGUUUAAAGGGUUACUAGACGUAAUUAACGAGGUCUAAUUUUUCCAUGGCGCGUUUCCGUAAGAAAGGUACUCCGAAAAAAGAAUUUACAUCAAACUAACUGUGAAAAUCACUUGUUUAGCUAAUGAGGCAGGUAUCCACUGCCUUUAAUCGCCCGCAACCCUGGCAGGGUUGCAGCCGACAUCAGGGCAUUGCAGGCUAUACAAAGCUGAUAUGCAUUACUCACAUCUUCAUAGCACUGCGUGUCUAAAAUCUCGAUAGAUGAGAUGUGUUAAAUCUUUCUUUGUCGAGGAAUUCUGGCAAUCGAAUGCACCUCAUGUUUGAGCGAGAUGUGCUGGCGUUUUUUCCUCCCUUUUUGUGCUUUUUCUAAAAAAUCUUUUCAACAUGUUGGGAAUAAAGUACGUGAAUUAAAUUCAUGCUACUUACAGUGCUUGUGACUUGCGGAUUUCUCGUUCCUCGCUUUUCAGUGCAGCCUCGCAAAGUGCAGUUAGGUGUUUGCUGAGAUUUGAAUGUUUAUACUGAGAUCGCACUAUAGCUCGCGUGCCAUGCUUUGCUGGUAUUAAGUAACACAGGUGACCUUUUCCCUUUUCUCAGUUAACUUCUCCUGUUUCAAUUGUUUACGUCGAGCCUUGACCUUGUUGUUCACGUGUUCUUUGAAUAUCUAGUUAAUCCAACUGGUGAGCUACGGAUAUGUUUGAUUCAAGUAGCGACGUACCAUCCUUGCACACCGAAGCCAAAUGGAAGGGCUUUGCCGUUGCACAAACACAUCCGUCAAGCAUCAGAGAAAAUGGUCGUGUUCAGAUCAGUGAUGUCAGAAAAGUCUUACCGAACAGCAAAAAAAAAAUGUACGCAAAAAGUGGGCCAUUCCAAAAGAGAUUAGCUUUGUUUAGAAGUAUCUAUCUUUUAUUCAGUUCAAAACGACUAGUUUUUUGUACGUUUUCAAACAAAAACCUCUCGUCCAUUGAAGCGUUCUUCAGUUCAUACGUUUCUGUUUAAAAACGGAUGAACGUGAGGUAGAUUGGUACAAUUCUCCUUCUACUCCUCCAAAAUGAACUGCUCGUUGGCGGCUUGUAAAAUUGCUUCCCACCAGAGUCUUGCACCAAACAAUUUUGUCCCGGUAUAACACAGAAAGAAUCUCCAAGGAUUACUUGUAGUAUGACAUUUGUCUACUGCUUCGAUUUUCGAGACCGGCAGUGAAAGGGGUCAGCUCAUGAUUAUGUUAACUCUUCCCCGGGCUGACUUACCAAACUGUUGAACACGAACUUGGAAAAAUAGUUUCGUUUUCAAAUAUGAACAAUAGGGCCAUUUAUACGGGGAAAAAUAAGACGCGAACUGUACCAUUUAUACGAGCAUGUCUUCUCUAAUAAGACGCGUCUUAGCUGAGCCGCGUCUUAUUUUAGACGAAAUGUGCCGUUUAUACGGAAAGUUCGCGUCAAGACGCGUCUUAUGUAAGACGCGUCUUAUUUUUCCUUGUGUAAAUGGCCUUAAUGUGCCCCAAACAACAAGAGCAGCACGUUCCAUUUGUAUUUUGUCUCUUUCUUUUUUCCUUGUAUUUUCGAGAAAAUGCUAUAUUCAAUCAGUUACAGUUCCCUGGAAACUGAUGUCAGUGUGAUGUGCAGCUCAGUAGCUUUAAUUUGAAUGGUUCCACUUAUUUUAUUUUCUCCACAAUCUCAAAGGAUUUGAAAAGUUAGAGCAAGUCCGUACAACAUAACUUCACGACGCUCAGGAAAAAGUCAGGAAAAAACAAGGUCCCAAUAAGCCAAGAUAUUUAUAGACAGUUUUUUUGUAGUAGUAGUAGUAGAGCACGAGAUGCCCCGAGCUUUCCUUAGGAGCUAGAAAGAUGAGAAUCAUUUAGCUUCCUGAGCAAAGAGAGGUCGUGAGUUGUUAUACGUGUGCUUACAAAUUGCGCGUGUCGGUGAUCGGUUAUCGAAGACGAUUUCUAGUUGCCUGAAACCAAGAGUAGUUUGUCAUCCGUGCGAUGAUGUUACAUCUCAUUGACUUAAAGCCAAGAAGAAGCUAAAUUUAAACCGAAGUCGUGAUACUCCCCUUGACGAGGGCGGAUAUGGUGUGAUGUGGGAGUUGCCUUCUGUUUCAGCUGACAUUAAAAGAUAUUUCCGGCGCUCAUAUCAUUGUUGUAGACAAGUCUUAGGAUACAUUCUACCGAUGAAAAAACCUCAGUGUGUAAUACAUUUCACCGUUUUGUUUGUCAAUAUCGAAUUGAUAUUACUAAAGAAUCGUAAAUUUUGUCUACUGAGUGCUCUCUUUGUAACUAGGGAGAAUUUGCUUCCCUCAUCAUCUUCCUCUGGGUUGUUCAAUUCCUGAUGAAAGAGAAUUCAAUUAACCUUUAGCCUUGAGAUUCCAUGAAAACUCUUCAAUUGGACACAGUGUCCUUAAAAAGGCAUCGACCUUUUUCUCCAGUAUCGUGAAAAAUCCGCCUUGUAAAAUCAGCAACGGAUGUCUCAAGUAGUUAGCCCUAAAAGCAAGUAGGACAUUCGGCAUUCUAAUUGUCCCACUACGUAAUUUUAUUGACUCCUGCAGACGUAAAACCUGGAACAACUAAAGCCCUUUUGGAAAGAUUUGGGGGAAAUCAUGAUAACAGGUGCUCUCGACACGUGCAAAGCUGUACUAUGAAAUUUCAUCUGCGCAAUUAUUGUUAGGAACUGAUGCGACUCCUAUUCAGUCGUUUUAUCCCAGCACCUGCAAAGCUACGCUUUGGGAGGCCUUACGCCCUUUGCAGCGCGAGCUGUGAUAAUCGGAUUUCAGUAUCCGCACGUGCAUGCAAAGAAGACCUCUAACGUAAUCGCGUUGCGUUACUGUUUCGUUGAAGAAUCAAUACAUGAAAUUUGUCAUGACAAUGUGAGUGGGCGUAAUUGUAAGUUAUCUUUGUGUAAAAUGCUUGUUUUGUUGCGCGUCGAUUUCAGCUCUGGGCGGGGGUCGGGGGAGGGGCAAAUUGCGAAGGGAUCUCCUUUAUUUGGACUGAAUGGGGACGUGUGGCUAAACGAAGCAUGUUUUUGAAACAAGUUAACACAGGCUAGAUAGAGCAAGCCGUGGAUUUGUUGCUGUUAUUGUUUUGUGUCAUCUCUGGUUCCUUACACUGAACUCUAACUGAAGAAAACGUCAACACAGACUGUCCUUAUUCUGAGUUUUUCUUCUGACUUUACGUUUCCAUCUCUAGGAGAGUAUCAGCCCCAACAGGGCAGUGCUCUGUCAAGUGUGUAUCCUCUGCCUUAACGUGACUGUGACUUCUCGUGCCUCCCCCAAAUGGAGAACUUGCUCGCAGGCUAUCAAGUGUAACUUCUUUUCAGCCACCUCACCCAGUCUCCCACCCACACACCCCGGGAAAGUCUUUUGAGUUUGGUUCUUUUCCUUUCCUCCUUCACUAUGUCUUCUCUUGUCCCCUCUUCCAGGACAAAUUCACCGGCGCGCUCAUCCACACAGCACAUUAUAAUUUUGAAAGUCCACAUUUUAAACUAGGCAGAAAAAAGAUUAGUUCAAACAUAAGCAUUAAAUCAUAUGGUAGACUGCUUCGAAGUCCCUCGGGCUGGAGUCACGCAAUGCUUCCCGUCCCAACGCGUGAGGUCGAAUUCCUCUGAAGGGUGGGGCGGGGGGAGUGGUCUGGGAGGGUGCAGUCAUAUGAUCACCUGUUUAUCUCCUUUCACCAGUCUUUGCCGCCUUACUUUGGCGUAACUGAGUGGAAAUUUUGCCCAAAAAAUGACCGCUUGAUGUUCACAUGUUCAAAGUCCAGCUGAAAACAUUUUAUAUGAUAUUUAAUUUUAAAAAAAGUUGGCAUAUUUGCGGCUUAUCUUGCAAUUUCGAAACCGUGUACCUCCAGUGAUAAGUUGAGAGAAAGCCUGUGUGAAGGAGACUACUGAAAACAGUUGGUGGAGUUCAGUUCCCAAUGUGAUAGACUGCGAGCGGUCUACCUUUUGCUCUAACAUAUGUGGAACGAAGUAGAAAGGCGAGCGCGAUAAGCAAGUUGUGCUCGUAUAACGCGCUCACUUCUUUAAUUCUUUGCACUGAUUUUAUAGCAAAAGGAAGACUUUUCGCAGUGUACCAGUCUUAAAGUGUUUAAAUCUGGCCAUAGUUCGAACUAUAAUAUUAUAACCAGCCGCAAAGUCCGCAAAUUCUAUUCACUUCCUAGUUAGACUGGAAACACCCGCGUUGUUUCAUACAAUUUCUGUUAUUUCUGCAGUCCUUAUAGAGAAACUAUAGAAUUGCCAAUAAUUGCUAAAAGUAAUAAUAAUAAUAAAAGAUCCUAAUGCUGCCUUUCAUGUGUUUGUCUGAACAGUUCGUUUGUGGAGCCUUCAUUCAUACAACAACGUAGUAGCAUACAAAGGACAUAACUUUCCCGUUUGGAGCCUGGACAUCAGCCCACAGUGCCUGUACUUUGCCACUGCAUCCCAGGACCGCACGGCCAGGCUUUGGAACUUUGAAUAUACUUUCCCCUUAAGAAUAUUUGCAGGACACCUACAAGACGUCGAUGUAAGUUUUUCUUUGUGCUCAGAUAACUAGAAAGUGUGGCUCGUGAUUCUGUAGUCUUCAACUUUACAGGGCUCGACAAAACCUUGAAUUCCAGCUUGUCCUUUGGGCAAGCAGCUCUCACAUUUUACUUUACAGGGCCACUUCUUGCUUAGUUAAUGAUUCAGUUAGCAGAUGACUUGCUGGAACAUACGAUGGAAUCCUAACAGCUCUCUUAAGUUGGGGGGGGGGGGGGAGGGGGGGGGAGAUAGGGUAAAACGUACACGGUCUGAUAAAAAAUGGACCUAGUAAGGAAAACGUCUCAAGCCAUUUUACAAUUACUUGAAGAGAUUUUUAAAAUGUCUUCUUUUUUCAGUGCGUGAAAUUUCAUCAUAAUUGCACGUAUCUCGCCACAGCCUCAGCCGACCGAACGUGUCGACUGUGGGACCUACAAUCUGGAAACUGUGUCAGGCUUUUCACUGGACAUAAGGUACGUUACUACUGUACUCCCUCCAAUGAGCGACCGCGCCCAGCAAUCGCCCAUCCCUUGAAUAAACGCUCAUCCCUUAGCCAAACUAACAAAUAGGCACUUCUGUCGACUAAGCGACCCUUCCCCUUUUCUCCCCUCCCCUCCUAGUUAUCCCCUGCAAUGCGAGGUUCUAGCUUAAUUGUAGUUCAUUUUGUUGAGGUAAGAAAAAAAAUAAAAUGAAAAACUUGUAUAUUGACCAUUUUCACAUGGACCCUAAUGCAUGUUGAUUACCACCCAAAAUUUUGCAUAAACAUUAAGGCCAUUUAUACGAGGAAAAAUAAGACGCGUCUUUCAUUAGACACGUCCUAAAUAAGACGCAAACUAUCCCACAUAAACGGCACAUUAAGACGCGACUUAGCAAAGACGCGUCUUAUCGAAGAACAAGUGUUAAGGGCUGUUCUUGGAUAAGACGAGUCUUAGCUAAAUUUCAAACGAAAUGCGCCGUUUAUACGGGAUAGUUUGAUUCUUAUUUAGGAGGCUUCCUACGUAAGACGCGUCUUAUUUUCCCUCGUUUAAGCAGCCCUAUUGUUUCUGUUUUCUCCUGGGUAUUACAGUCGUCCUAAGAGAAAUCGAAGGCAAUCGUUAUACCUAUUUUGUAGAUCCGAUAUGCUGUUCAUUUUGCAUGGUUUUGCCCAUGUUUCUAAGGUUGGUUUUGGCCAUCCUAUACAUUUUCUUUGCGAGACAUCAACGUGGCACGGAGAUACUAGCAGAAAUGUAUUCUAAAAUCUGAAUUGAAAUAAUGAUAUGAUUGAUUGAUUGAUGGACACUUGGACUUUUACUUUUCCGGAGACACGUGAGAUGGCGUGAUUCGGUGGGUGUUGAAGUUCAAUGUUAGGGCUUAAAAUAGAGCGAGCGGGUAUUUUCUCAGCAAAGCUUCUGUUCUUUCUAUUGAUGCACCGUCCUGACGAGCCACAAUAAUGGCUGAACAGCUGUCUACGGCUACGACCUCGCCCUGGGGUUUUUUCGGCGUCGUGUUGAUGUCUUGCAAAGAUAAUUUUCACGUAAUACGAUCAGCUUUGCAGAUUUCAUUGUGUCGAUGGUUUUGGGAAUUGUUUUUAUAUUAAACGUAGUGCAUCAUGGUCUAUGUGAAAUGAUGAAUAGCCUGUAUAAGAUUCAAGACUCCGAAAACCACACCCUGUUAAGUGGCACAUAUCGUAUUUACUUGAAUAAGCGCCGCCCUCCAAUAAGCGCCGUAGUUGGGACAAAUUGUUAAUAAGUGCCGCGGCCCUGAUAUAAACAAAAUCAAAAGACGUUAAUUCUGGUAGUUUAAUACGGAUAAUAAUAAUACCGUUGGUAAAACAAUUUUUUCACGUCCAACUUUCCUAAACGCCUCCUUCAAAUAAGCACAGCAUUUAAGGCGCUUAUUCGAGUAAAUACGGAACGCGUUUAGGAUAAAUCGGGAAGUGCUCCCCCUGCCGUCCCUCGGAUAAAAUAGGUUCUGAUUUCCACUUAUUAAGCCUUAAAGGUUUCAUUAUUGGGUAUACAUUUCUCAUUUGGAGGAGGCUUACGCUGUUUUGCAUCAUAUACCGUAAAUCCUCUAUUAAAAUACUCCCUCUGUUUUAAGGUCUCGGUAAAGGAAAACGAGCUAGUCGCGCGAGUAUUUUCGCUACAAAGGCAAGUUAUAUAUCAAAUAAAAGCUAAAAGACUAAAUUACCUUAUGAAAGAUUUUAUUUCAUCGAAUUUCAAAAGGCGCUUAAGUUUUUUGCUCUCGAACUCAGAGGUAUCGAGUUUACUGCUGAAGCUCCAGCCCUUUCGCGUUGUUAAAUAUUCACUUCCUUUUUAUUGCGUCUGAUUGACAGAUGAAAGACCUAAAAAAGGGUGUGAGGAAAUUUGCAUAUGUCUCGUAUUAGCGGAAUUAUUGCAUUUCAAACUAAAAAGUCGAAUCUCGAGCGCGAUUUACGCAAAGAAACUGGCAUAAUAUGAGUUACAAAGGGAAAUCGGAAAAUUCCUCACACCCUUUUUGAGUCUAUAUCAUUAUCCAUCAUAUCUGAAAGUUUCAAAGCGAUAGCUUAAAACCUGUCCCGACUGGAGGUCGGAGAAUUUUGAUUUUUGCGUCUAAAAUAGAGUGAGAGAAAAUCAGCUCUAAAGAUUUAGCGCGAGGUCCACGCUUGGCUGGUUAGCUCAGAAAAGGCUCAUUUUAGAAGGGUUAAAAGGCACUUUCUGAUUUUCUUUUUCUUCCAAAAUAACAUUUAGGACCCACUCAUGCCAAAAAUCCCAAAAAAACAAAAUCGAGCAAUGUACUAAAAUUUUCAUUUACCGAGACCUUAAGCCCCUCCCUCUCUCCUCCCCUCCCCCUUAUUACUCUUCACAAAUAAAUGGUAGACUGUAUAAAUGAAUCACGACUGUAAAACUUCAUUUUAGUGGACUGAUCCAGGAUGGUUUAUUCACGUGUUGGAAGGUCGGAUUUGUUUUUGAUCCUCAGCUUUAUUAACUCCAACUUCCUGUAUUGAGCUUUUCCACUUUUUAUUCUGGUUCUUUUUGGGGAGCUGAUACCACCAUCUUUGCUAAAUUAAAUAAGUCCCCCCCCCUCUCUCUAAUACGCCCCCCGUCUCUAUUAAGCGCCCCUCAAAGGCGUUUGAAAUAAAUAUGCCCCCAGGGGAGUUAGUAGAGGAUUUACGGUAAUAAUAGUUAAUCUAUGUUUGCUUGAAGGGUUCGAUACACGAUCUGGCAAUUUCCCCCGACGGACAGUACCUGGUGUCAGCGGGAGAGGACCGGCGCAUUCUUCUGUGGGACCUGUCCGCUGGAAGUAUGGUUAAAGAGUUGCGCGGGCACUCGGAUUCUGUGUAUAGUCUCGCUUUUAGCGCAGAUGGGACGCUGCUGGCCUCUGGGGGUCUGGACAGUAGUGUAAGGAUAUGGGAUUUUGGACUAGCUGUCAAGACUUCUAAUAACAGCAGUGGCGCAAAUGCUAAUGCUUCUCCUGAACUGAUGGCUUCUUUCUCUACUAAAAACUGUUCCGUUCAUUGCGUGCAGUUCAACAGUUGCAAUUUGGUUUUUGCAGCGGGCUCGCAAAUGACAUGAACAGCGGGGAUGACGCAGAGAAUAAAACAAGCCUAGCCUAAGAAAACAGCCGACAUUGCGCGACGCCAGCAUUGGUUUCCUCGCGAAAUGGCGUCUGAGAAACGAGCAGGAAAUGACGUGUCACUAUCCAGGUCUACGUAGUGCUUCUGAUUGGUUGGGG